CCCUCCACGUUGCUACGUCAGUCGUUCGCAGUCGGUUCGUUCGUGUCGACAGGGGUUAUCGCGCGCACGUUUUCGAGCGUUGGCGUGUGCGUGUGUAUGCGCGCGCGUCGUCACACCUCCCUACAUGUUUCGGUCGCGUCGUCGACGUCGUCUCGACCUCGGCUCGCGAGAUCUCGUCGGAUAAACGGCGGCGAGGAGUCCGCUUUUUUUUUCCCCGUCGCCUGCGAAAGCGAGACGACCGUUCGGCCACGACACCGAAUUUCUGCGUCGCACCCGCGGAUACUCCCUCACGUUCAAUAAUGAGGGACAUGGCAGGUAAGAUCGCCGAGUUGAAGUUCGAGGCACCCCUCGCGCGCUUCGAGGAGGAGGACACCGCCAGCCUGAAGAACAUGAACAUCCUGACAGAACAAUUAUUGGAUGCCAGCCUGGAUGCAAAUUUCGGCGAGAACUGUAACGCGAAUGAGCCGCCUACGACGCACGAAAGCGGCACCGACAUCCUUCAGGAAGGAACGUUCAGCCCGUUCAGCGGUAGUCUCGAGGAUCUCGUUAACACCUUUGACGAGAAGAUCACAUCUUGCUUCCGCGAUUAUGGCACUGACGUGGAAUCAUUGGCUCCGGUGCAGGUGCGAACGCAGGAGGAGAUCAUGAACGAGUGCCAGAUGUGGUGGACGAUUACCGGAACUUUCGGGAAUAUAUUACCCAUCGACUGGAGCAAAUCCUACGCGCGGAAAAUGCAUAUGCCCGCUUUGAAUUUGAACGAAGCACCUACUUCGACGGAAAGACCCGAACUGGAAGAUUUAAGUAGCGAAGACGAGGCAGUUGCCACAGAUUUGGACAUGCAUGCUUUAAUCUUAUCCAGCAGUACCGAUACUCACAGUCCGGAAGAACCGCUGAAGACUGCAGAGGAAGUUCUUCGCGAGAUAGAUGACAUAAUGCAGGAAAGUCCGUCAAUGGAAAGAUCGCCAGAUUCAGAGGGUUCUUUAUUGGACAGCGAUGAGGCUUUGGAAAGAAGUAGAGAAGUACUUGGAUCACCACUUCAUGAAAAAAAAUUAAAGCAACUUUCCUCCAGCCAACUGACUGAACUUCUUGGAGAAAUGGAAUCCUUGAUUGCGGCUUUGAGCGAAACACUGAUCGCAGAGCUUGCGCUUCGAGACGAAUUAGAAUAUGAAAAGGAACUAAAAAACCAGUUUAUCUCUUUACUAUUGGCUGUGCAAAAUCGACGUAGGCAGCAUCAUGUUACAAAGAAAAGAAAUCAAAUGCCGAAUGGUACUAGUCCGUUACCACAACAUAGGUCUUUGCAGGAGCCGAAGUACCUGACGACCGUUAUUCCAUAUCAUACAGACAGUGGUCCGCCAGACAAUCAAGCCUUGCAAGUACUUAUCAAAAUAUUAAAGGCCAUUAGCGAGGAUAGCCCGACAGUACCCACUUUACUAACAGAUUAUAUACUCAAAGUGUUAUGCCCGACUUAAGGCAAAAUAUGUG
Molecule: messenger RNA, 1482 nt
Organism: Trachymyrmex septentrionalis
Lineage: Eukaryota; Metazoa; Arthropoda; Insecta; Hymenoptera; Formicidae
Gene: Unc-76
Product: fasciculation and elongation protein zeta-2
Exons: 9
Coding region: 300-1469 (389 amino acids)
Cellular component (GO): axon; cytoplasm
Source: RefSeq, a predicted model, not a curated record